AUUUAAUUGGUGGAAUUUAUUUGCCCAAUAGCCAUUGUCCUUACAGCUUACACUAAAUACCAGCCAUUACCACCUCCUUAACCUUUCCUUCACUUCUGUCUAAUAAAUGAACAAUUAAUAGUAUUCUAUAAAAUAAAAUAAAAGUACUAAUCUUUUUGGUAUUCUAAAUCAAAGGCUUACCCUUUUAUCAAAACCCCACAAUAACUUUCACAGGAUUAUUGGUUCUUUUAUUCAAAGAAACCAUAAAGUUCAAUUCUUUUCACUAUUUGUAAUUUGAGCAAAUAACAAUGGCGGGUAUAGCUAUAGUAUUAGAUCUAUUAAAGAAAAAUCCCAACUUUUAUUCACCCAAAUUCUCUGCCUCGUCCGCCGUCUCCGUUGCCGCCGCCUCUGUGGCAGCUGCCGGCACUCCUUUUGCCUCUAGGUUCUUGUUCGGGAUACCAGUUGCUCAUUGUGAUGCUGGUGCGACGUUGUCAGAUGAUUACAUUUCUAAUAUACGAAAGGCAUCUGGAGAUAUAUUUCAGCAUGAUUCUUUGAAAUACACUACUAAGGAGUAUUAUUUUGAGUUAAAACCCCUCCUCUCAGCUUUUGAAUGGAAGCAGCUAGCUAUUACAUCCUUAAGGUCAUUCUUGUUGUUCUAUUUGCCUCUUCUGGAGCCUGUUUCAAAUGCAGAAGAGGAUGAUGAAGAUUUUCUGCAGGAUGUUCCAGAAGAUCGCCGUGUAGAUUUAGUUGUUCCCUUCCAAAAAUCAGUGAAGCAAAUUGUUCGUGAGACUACUGUUGUGACCACAAGAAGGAUUUUGGAAAGGCUUGCCGUGCAUUAUGUUUCACAGCGGAUGGCAUGGAAACUUCUAAAAGAUGUUCCUAAAUCAGCUGUGCGCAAAGCUGAUCGAGGAAUGCCUGCCAUUGUCUACAUGUUCAAAGUUGGAAGGACAACUUUUAGAGGACACUUCUUAGGAGUUGCUGCAUCAUGGUUCGUACAAGUUGGUAUUGAGAUUUACCGAUUCUUUUCUCGACUAACAAGGUCUGAAGAUGAAAGCAAUAACCAUGAUAAAGCAGAACAGGUUAAAAUUCUUGGCAAAAAGGUUACUGGUGUUACUCUCAGGUGUAGUGCAUCGCUAGUUUUUGCUUCCAUAGGGGCAGGGCUUGGUGCAGCCCUAAUUCGUCCUUCAGCAGGCCAGUGGAUUGGCUGUGCUCUUGGGGAUUUGUCUGGGCCAGUUGUCGUCACAUUUUGCCUUGAAAAAGUUCUCCAUAAUGACCUUUAGAGCAUUGCCAAUAAAUAAUUUGAUGUACUUUUUGCCCCUGCGUCUAACUUGAUUGGUUGUUAGCAAUUUUUUGAGUAUACGUUAUAUAGUUAUGCAUAAUCAAUAUCAUUUUCUUUAA
This is a messenger RNA of Ricinus communis (castor bean), 1377 nucleotides long. RefSeq lists its product as uncharacterized. NCBI's taxonomy places the organism in Eukaryota, Viridiplantae, Streptophyta, Magnoliopsida, Malpighiales, Euphorbiaceae. The transcript is spliced from 6 exons. The record is from RefSeq and is a predicted model, not a curated record. Bases 288 to 1259 code for a protein of 323 amino acids.